GAAAGAGUGGUGGAUACCAUAUACUUCGAGAUAACAACAAGAAUUCAUGUGGGCUUUAUUUCAAAGAGAAGUCCAACUUCAUGAGAAGGCUUGGAGACAAUAGACUUAGGGUUUUUGUCCUCUUUGAGUUUAAAUAUGUUAAGGUGGUGGCUGCAAAAGUUACGCACCUUGAGGUCUAUUGCAAGAGGCACACAUGUUGUGUGUGGUGUCGUCCCACCAGUUUGGUGGUUAGGAGAACUACACUCGUCGGAAAAGACAAUAGGUGGUAG
This is a messenger RNA of Microthlaspi erraticum, 269 nucleotides long. The record is from the annotation of a GenBank genome assembly. Lineage: Eukaryota; Viridiplantae; Streptophyta; Magnoliopsida; Brassicales; Brassicaceae.